GAGAGAGAGAGAGAGAUGACAAGCUCUAGUGAAGAGAUGGCUCAGAGUUCCCAUGCCAUUGGCUUGAUUAAGAGCUCCAAUGAUUCUGUAGAAGAGAAACUUGACGAACUUCGACGUUUGAUGGGAAAAACCGAAGGCGAUCCGUUGAGAAUCGUUGGUGUCGGGGCAGGUGCUUGGGGUAGUGUAUUCACUGCUUUGCUGCAAGACAGUUAUGGUCAUCUGAGAGAUAAGGUUCUGAUAAGAAUAUGGAGGAGACCUGGAAAGAUAGUUGAUAAGGCUACGGCUGAGCACUUAUUUGAAGUGAUCAAUUCGAGGGAGGAUGUUUUGAGGAGACUGAUUAGGCGGUGUGCUUACUUGAAGUACGUUGAGGCUAGACUAGGUGAUAGGACCCUGUAUGCCGAUGAGAUUUUGAAAGAUGGUUUCUGCUUGAAUAUGAUUGAUACUCCGGUUUGCCCUUUAAAGGUUGUUGCGAACUUGCAAGAGGCUGUUUGGGAUGCUGAUAUUGUAAUUAACGGCUUGCCAUCAACUGAAACCCGUGUGGUGUUCGAGGAAAUUAGAAGGUAUUGGAAAGAAAGAAUAACAGUGCCCAUAAUCAUAUCUCUGGCAAAGGGUAUAGAAGCUGAGUUCGUGCCUGAGCCUCGCAUAAUAACUCCCACUCUGAUGAUUAAUCGAGCAACUGGAAUCCCCAUUGAGAACAUUCUAUAUCUCGGAGGACCUAAUAUAGCUUCAGAGAUUUAUAAUAAAGAAUAUGCUAAUGCUCGAAUUUGUGGGGCUGAAAAGUGGAGGAAACCAUUGGCAAAGUUCUUAAGGCAGCCCCAUUUUAUUGUGUGGGACAAUGGUGAUCUUGUUACUCAUGAAGUUAUGGGUGGUUUGAAGAAUGUCUAUGCCAUUGGAGCUGGAAUGGUAGCUGCCCUAACCAAUGAGAGUGCCACCAGCAAGUCGGUAUACUUUGCACUCUGUACAUCUGAGAUGAUAUUUAUCACUCAUCUCUUGGCAGAAGAGCCUGAAAAACUUGCUGGGCCUUUGUUGGCUGACACUUAUGUAACCCUGUUGAAAGGUCGUAAUGCAUGGUAUGGACAACAGUUGGCCGAAGGGGGAUUGAACCUUGAAAUGGGUGAUAGCAUCAAGGGGAAGGGUAUGAUUCAGGGUGUCUCUGCUGUGAAAGGCUUUUAUGAGCUUCUUAGUCAGUCCAGCUUAAGCGUCUUGCAUCCAGAAGAAAACAAACCAGUAGCUCCUGUGGAGCUUUGCCCCAUCUUGAAGAUGCUAUAUAAAAUACUCAUCACAAGGGAGUUCCCUUUGCAGGCCAUCCUCGAUGCGUUAAGAGACGAAACCAUGCAUGACCCGAAAGAUCGUAUCGAGAUAGCACAGACUCAUGUGUUCUAUAGAUCAUCUCUUCUUGGUAACCAGCCUAAAUAACAGAAAGAUGAUCACUAGUGUAGGUUCUAUUGUUGAAAGUAGGAGUUGUAGUGGAUGCAAUAUGAUGACUUGGGAGAUUAACG
Hibiscus syriacus is the source of this 1499-nucleotide messenger RNA. RefSeq names its product probable glycerol-3-phosphate dehydrogenase [NAD(+)] 2, cytosolic. The coding region runs from base 16 to 1416 and encodes 466 amino acids. The record is from RefSeq and is a predicted model, not a curated record. Gene Ontology annotation, cellular component: glycerol-3-phosphate dehydrogenase (FAD) complex; cytosol. Gene Ontology annotation, biological process: glycerol-3-phosphate catabolic process; carbohydrate metabolic process. Gene Ontology annotation, molecular function: glycerol-3-phosphate dehydrogenase [NAD(P)+] activity; NAD binding. The transcript is spliced from 5 exons. Lineage: Eukaryota; Viridiplantae; Streptophyta; Magnoliopsida; Malvales; Malvaceae.